UAGACAGCAUCAGUUACCCCUUCUACUGCCAAACCGCCAAACCACCUGCCCAACAUGAGUGCUCCAUCCCUGGCACUUGUUAUCUCGCUCCUGGCCAGUUCAGCGCUUGGCCUUCCAAGCGUUCAGUGCGAUGCCACCACGUCUUGCGCAGUGGGUUGCUGUAGCGAGUUCGGCUAUUGCGGUUUCGGGCCCGAGUUCUGUGGCGACCAAUGCCAGAACAACUGCGACGCGACAGCAGACUGUGGUCAGUACGCUCCGUCUGGACACUCUGAGUGUCCCGAUGGAGCUUGCUGCAGCCAAUUUGGAUUUUGCGGAACCGGUCCGGACUUUUGCGGCAAUUGAGGGUAGGAAGAUAGCCUCGAUGUCCUGGUUAGCAACUAGCAGUGCUGGUCGUGGUUAUCAGUAUAGUGCACCUCGCGGCUUCAUCUCUGUUUGCUUGUAUCCUGAACAUGGAAUAGGG
Messenger RNA from Phialemonium atrogriseum, 460 nucleotides. RefSeq lists its product as uncharacterized. Gene Ontology annotation, molecular function: chitin binding. Lineage: Eukaryota; Fungi; Ascomycota; Sordariomycetes; Cephalothecales; Cephalothecaceae. The record is from RefSeq and is a predicted model, not a curated record. The transcript has 4 exons. The coding region runs from base 55 to 342 and encodes 95 amino acids.